UAUAUUUUAACGGUAUUAUUUUAAAAUAACAAAAUAUAAAAAAUGAUAAAUUAUGAAAUUGAAUUGAGGAUGAAGAGUACAAUACUUUAUUUCAAACACUUUUAUAAAAAUAUUUUGAAAAAAUUUUAUUAUAUAAACUAAUCUAUAUAAUAGAAACUGCUUGUACUUCAAAAAUCAAUUAAGUAGUUUCUUCGUUACAACGAUAUUAUAGUAAUGCGAAAGAAAAAGUUGUUUAAUACAUCGAUAUAUGUAUAUCUUUAUUUUAUUAUGUACCAAAUAUAAUAUUGUCACAUAUUGUGCGACAUAACUAAGCAGAAUUAGAUAAUUUUAUAUAAAAUAAACUUAACUACUACUUAUAUGCAUACAAAUGUGUAAUGAGUACAAUUUUAAUCUUAAUGGAAUCGUUUAUAAAUCAUUUUCUUGAGUCACAGGUCAGCAAUCGUGUUUCAAUUUACUUUUCUCAAAUGUUGCACGGUGCGAUAACAACUUGUUGGCGACGACGAAACUUGUGAAUUGAUAAUGCUAGAGAAUCAUGAGACAGUUGGGUACAACGCGUAUAUGCGGAUAGUGAAACAAGGAAGAAGAUCUAAUCGAGUGAAAGCUAAGGUCAAAAGGCCAAUAAACGUUCCCGGACGAGCCGAUAAGCUGCAUAAUAGUAAAAUACCAGUUGCAUUUCUCUACUUUCCUUUUUCUUAUUCGACAUGUACGAUGUCAUGUAACCUAUACUAUACAUAUCGACUGAGAAUAUUGAUUGAUUUUCGUUCGUAAAGCCGCGUUCAGAUUUACCAUGUUACUUUAAUUCGAGUUUCUUUUUCUCACUCUCUCAAAGUGACAAUGACGGAAGCGGUUACACAAAUUUGCAUAGAAGUGUUAAUUACAAUUAAGAAUUACAAAAAAAGAACUUUGUAAUUUACUUUGUAUACAGUAUGUAUAAGAUCUCUGCUUUUUUUCUUACAGAAGAAUAUUUAAUACUAAAACUAUCAGAAUGGGCUCAAAAAUUUUACAAAUUACAAAUUAGCGGUUUGCCGUUGAUAUUAAUGAAAUUUUGCAAAUUUAUAAAUUACAAGUCAUCUGAUCAUUAUAUUUGAUGCAAAAUUGAAAGAGAAACCUGAGAGAAGUUUACAACAUGUAAGUUAUAAAUUGUGUAAUACUGAAUUAUUAUGCAAAAAAGUUCAAGUUUACAUUACUUUACAUUACAUUGGUAUUUCGAAUUAUUUAAAUUCAAAGUCGAUAUUCAUUAAAUUGUUAGUGGAGAAAUUUGUAACUAAUUGUAGGAUAAAAGUAACUACUAAUUAAACUCGGUAACUUUGAUAAAAAAUUCAACAAGUGGGUUCAAUAAUUAUUAUCCAUUCUUUUAAAUAUUAAUUGUAAAAUCCCAGUUUUCAAUGUAUUAUCUACAACACUCCUUUGAUUUAAUUUGACAUAGUUUUCAUGUUUCCAUUUCAUAUUUGCUUCAUCGUUAUCUUCGUUUGUAGUCUUUCGAGAGUGAAUUUCGAUUCAUCUAACGAUUAAAUAUCGAAGAAAGUAUACGAGAGUGAUUUUUCUCGAUUUCUAUAACCUCUUUAUAAUUAUUUGUGGGAUAUAAUAAAACACUGGAAAGUGUGGUAUCUGAUGAUUGAAGUUCAUUCAUUGUUAAUUACAUUUAGAUUGCUAUUUAAUAAUUAAAUUAAUGAUGAAGCAAUUAGUGAUUUGUUCUACGCACUAUAUUUCAGCUCGUUAAAGAAAAACUUAAGAAGAGGAAGUAACUAACGUCUAAGAUUUAUGAGAUUUAAAUGAACAUGACGAGAUUAUGAUUAUUCAGAUGAUAUUACACGUUCAAAGAAGAAAAAAGAAUUUUACAACCAAUCAAUCCUUUCGCUUACAUCAAGUAAGCAGCAAAAAAGAAAGACAUAGAAUAAAUAAGAAUAGGAAGGAGAAUAAGGAUAACUUAGCGGUAUGAAUCGAAGGGAAAGCAGAAUGCGUUAGCAUCGUGAAAGGAAGAAGAAGGAAACGAAAGCGGGCUCUCUCUCACGUUCUUACGCAGCGGAGAAGAUGCUCUCGUAAGAAAUCUUACCUGCGAAACCCUGGAAAACUAUCGAGAAAGAAAUAGGGGAGGGGGUAGAGAAGAGCAACGUCUGCCAAGAGGCAACUUUCACAUGAUCACCACGUGAAUCCCCUUUUCAGCUUCCUGGAACAUCACGGGAUCAAGAGUAUCGUUACUAUAUUGUGAGGCACAAACACAAGCAACUUGAAAGAUUAUGUUUAUGGAUACAAAGAGUGUACGUAUGAUCAAGACGGCUUUUCAGAAGAUUUGAUAAAAAAGGAGGAAAAAUGGAAAGUAGAAGAGUGGUGUUAGUUCUAUUAGUUACGAUACCUUGUAUUCAGGCUAGGCAGAAUUUUGAAAUAGAAAGCGUGUACUGCGAUGAGUAAUACUGAAAAAACUACUGAAGUGAAAUUGCCAGCUGAACAUUGGCCUGUGAAUAAGGUAAAUGUCUCAACAAAAAACAAGAUUUUCGAAACCAAUGACAUUACAAAUAUUGGAACCUGGACUUAUCACUUCACACAAGUUGCACUUUCUCUUUCUCAACGACCAUUAAAAGCAUUAAUUACACACCCCUGGCUGGAUAAUUCAGGGAGGAAGGAAAAAGCUAAUGAAACAAAGCUAUUAAAUAUGGCGGCCGACUUAGAAAAAGCUGGCGUGGAAAAGAUCGAUCGUCCGUUUAAAGAGGAAGGCGUCGAUUUCCGCGUCUUCUUCGGGAAAGGCGUCGUGACGCAAGCUAGAGAAACUUUCACUAUUCUUAAACAGCCACUAAUCAAGAUGAAGACUGUCAGAUUCUAUGCACAUUAAGUGAAAAUGGAAAUUACGACACAAUUGUUGAUGAUCCGUUCUUUUGAAAGAUGUCGAGGCUGGUAGAAAAUUUGAAGAAAAAGUAUUCUAAGUGUCGAUACUGUUUCUUUAAUUUAAAUAAGAAUCAAAAUAUUGUACUGCAAGACAGGUAUUUAUAUUUUCUAUGAACUUGUUGUUCUUUGAGUUCUUUGUGUCGCAAUUGUUUUAAUAAUAAAAAUCCAGAAUUUUGAUGCGAUUAUUAAAAUGAAACAGAGACAUGUGAUCAAACAAUCAAUAGAACAAAACUUUUAAAAUAAACAGGUUUUAUAGGAAGAAUACUAAUUUACUAACUUUACUGAAAAUUGAAAGAUUGCUUACCUGUGUCUUGUAUUUGA
Messenger RNA from Frieseomelitta varia, 3201 nucleotides. RefSeq lists its product as uncharacterized. Bases 2402 to 2827 code for a protein of 141 amino acids. The transcript is spliced from 7 exons. Lineage: Eukaryota; Metazoa; Arthropoda; Insecta; Hymenoptera; Apidae. The record is from RefSeq and is a predicted model, not a curated record.